Juglans regia (Persian walnut) is the source of this 2949-nucleotide messenger RNA. RefSeq names its product WD repeat-containing protein 44-like. The transcript is spliced from 8 exons. NCBI's taxonomy places the organism in Eukaryota, Viridiplantae, Streptophyta, Magnoliopsida, Fagales, Juglandaceae. Gene Ontology annotation, molecular function: protein binding. Bases 48 to 2900 code for a protein of 950 amino acids. The record is from RefSeq and is a predicted model, not a curated record.
CUUUCCUCACGUUGCUGCAGACUUACCAUUUUACGAAUGCACCAAAAAUGGAACCCAAACGAACCAUGACGAUGAAUUGGGAUGGCCUCGGCGACGACGGUGACGAAGAUGCCGACCGCUUCCUUGAGUCCAAUGAUCGCAUUUCCUCUGCCGUUUCCCUUGACCUUGCCUCCUCCUCUGAUGACGAUGACGAUGACGAAGACUUCGACGAAACUCGUACAUCCUUCGCCUCUGCUGUCUCUUCUCUUCGCUCUGCCAAAUUUAGAAACUCGAUCAUCUCCGACUCUGCUGCUCCUGAUCUCAACUAUGAUAUCUGGAUGGCUACGCCCGGUUCCAUCAAUGAACGCCGCAAGCGCCUCCUCCAAGGAAUGGGCUUGACCACGACCGGGGAUAACAAGAAAGACUUCCUUAGCUUUAAACGUGUUGUUUCCGAUAAUACUACUACUUCUGCAUCUCCUUCUUCUCCAAGUAGAGAUCAACUGAAACAAGUCGAGCCUCUGCAUUCUCAUUCUCGUUCUCCUUCACCCUCAGAUACGCCUUCGCCUUCGCCUUCGCAUUUACCGAUCGUUCUAGUUCGGUCACGAUCCGACGGGGACAUUGAGAUGUUGUCAAUACCGAAAAGGAGGAAAGAGGACCUAAUCGGUAAAACAUCAAAGCAACGGCUCACACGAACCUAUUCGAUGAUAUUAGCGCAACAUGCUCGAAUAUGUCCUACGUAUCUGGAUGCCAUCAGAAUAUUGCCGAAAGAAGCUGGACAAGUCUCCUCCAGACAACCAAUUCGGCAUAGCGGCACCCUGUCGCAGAGCUGUUUCGGGGCUUUCUUUCUGAUCAAGAACUUGGAUACGGGGAAAGAGUUCAUCGUGAGUGAAUAUGGGGAAGAUGGGAUGUGGAACAAGCUCAGUGACCUUCAGACGGGAAAGAAGUUGACAAUGGAGGAAUUCGAGAAAUGCGUCGGGUAUUCUCCGGUGGUGAAGGAGCUAAUGCGUCGAGAGAACGUGUCAUCGAGAAAUAUGAAUAGUAUCGAUGGGAAUGAAAUCGACAGAAAAGUGGGCGUGAAUUCGUAUUUCUCGAAGAGUUUGAGAAUGAGCAAGAAAGGAGGGGCUGCUCUGUUGAAGAACGUGAAGGGUUUGGCUAACUCGAUGAGUGGAGUACUAAUUGGUGAAAAGGAGAGGGAGAUUUCGCAACUUCCAUCGGCGCCAGUGCUGGAGCAGAAACUGGGAAAGAAUUCUAACUCCUCAAAAUGGAUAAAAGCCCAGCAAAGUGGCAAGUCGUGCAAGGAGCUCUCCGCUCUGCAUUUGUGCCAAGAAAUUCAGGCUCAUGAGGGGUCGAUUUGGACUAUCAAGUUUAGCCACGACGCGCGGUUUCUUGCAAGUGCAGGAGAGGACCGUGUAAUUCAUGUGUGGGAAGUGCAGGAAUGCGAGGUCAUGCCUCUGAGGCUAGGCGAGGAAAUUGGAUAUACGACCCCGCUUCAUCAUUCCUUGUCUGCUUCUGGAGAAAGACCUAAUCCGACUCUUGGUGAGGCUACGUCAUUGCCAUCAGAGAAGAAAAAAAAGGGAAAAUCUAGCUCCAGAAAAGGGAACUCCAUACCCGACUAUGUUCACGUGCCAGAAAGCAUGUUUUCGCUUUUGGAGAAGCCUGUCUGUUCUUUCCAAGGUCAUCAGGAUGAUGUUUUGGACUUGUCCUGGUCUAAAUCUCAGCUGUUACUUUCAUCUUCAAUGGACAAAACUGUUAGGUUAUGGGACUUGGAAACCAAGAGCUGUCUAAAGUUGUUUGCCCACAAAGAUUAUGUAACUUGCAUACAGUUCAAUCCGAUAGAUGACACUUAUUUCAUCAGUGGCUCACUUGAUGCAAAAGUUCGAAUAUGGAGCGUACCCGAUCGACAAGUUGUGGACUGGAUUGACUUCCAUGAAAUGGUCACUGCUGCAUCUUACACCCCUGACGGCCAGGGUGCCAUAAUUGGUUCACACAAAGGAACUAUUCGCACAUAUAGCACAGAAGGUUGCAAAUUAGAUCAAAUAAGCCAGAUUGAUAUUCAAACAAAGAAGAAAUCUCAGGCUAAGAAGAUCACUGGCUUUCAGUUUGCCCCAGGAAAUCCAUCUGAAGUGCUGGUUACUUCAGCUGAUUCCCGGAUUCGAGUUUUGGCUGCAUCAGAUGUCACUCAUAAGUUCAGAGGUUUCCGAAAUACAAGUAGCCAAAUUGCAGCCUCAUUUUGUCAGCGUGGGAAAUAUAUAAUCAGUGCAAGUGAAGAUUCCCAUGUUUAUGUUUGGAAGCAUGAAGAGCCCCGAAAUGGAUCAGGCAUAGGAAAAAACAAGAGCUUAAUCACCACCCAUUCACACGAGCAUUUCCAGUGUAAGGAUGUUUCUGUAGCAAUCCCAUGGCUUGGCACCAUAAAGGGUGAACCACAAGCCAUGCCAACACAAUCAAAAAGGCAGUCCAAACGCUACCCCACACAACCAACUUCAAUUAAUGGGUCGCCAACCAGAGAAGACAACCUUAUAACCAACAGUAAAAGACAGUUGCCACCACUUCCCAAGAAAAGCACCAAUAACAACAAUCUAGAGAGUGCUUCAACACCCCAAGAAGAUGUCGGCCUUGCUCUAGUUUCUCAAACAGAAUCUGGGAUCGGAGAGUCAUUCAAUUCGGAUUCGAGCUCAGGUAGAUAUGGUGAUUCGCCCUCUAUUUUGACUGCUAGGAAUCCAUCAGCAUCAUCUUCAUCUUGGUCUUCUUCUCGGUCUUGGUUUGAUGUUGGCAAUAACCAUGUCGCCCAUACGAUCCAACCAACAGCAUGGGGCUUGGUAAUUGUCACUGCCAGUCUAGGAGGUGAAAUCAGGGCUUACCAGAACUUUGGAUUGCCGCAUAGGAUUGGCCGCCAAACCAAUCUCUUCGGAAGCCCCACUUGAGUUGAUUUCUGUUGAUAAAGAUAGAAUUAAUAUUCUUUUCUUGACAAAA